CUCUCCACAUGUAUAUAUAUCUCUUCGUCAAGACUUAGAUUCUCGCAACACAACACUUCUUCUCUCUCUCUCUCUUCCUAUCCAAUCCUCGAGAUGGCGUCCAACGGCGAAGGAGCAUGCAUGCAAUGCAAGAAGAUUCCUCCUACCGAGGAAUCUCUCACGUGCCGCACCUGCGGAACUCCAUGGCACGUGCUCUGCCUUUCAUCCCCUCCUGACUCCCUUGCUUCCACUCUACAGUGGGAGUGCCCUGAUUGCUCCGGAGAUUUCGAUCCUGUCCCCCAACCCGGUGAAGGAUCAGAUCUCGUGGCGGCCAUUCGCGCGAUCGAGUCCGACGUGACUCUGACGGACGAGGAGAAGGCUAAGAAGAGGCAGCAGCUUCUGAGCGGUAAAGCCGUCGUGGAGGAUGAUGAUGAGGAAGAAGAAGAGAAGAAGAAGAGCUCCUCUAUGGGUCUUGAUGCUGAUAUCUUGGCCGCUCUUGGUGAUAACUUGAAAUGCCCUUUCUGUCUUCAGUUGCUUGAAAGGCCCGUGACGACGCCAUGCGGGCACAAUUUCUGUUUGAAAUGCUUCGUGAAGUGGACUGGUCAAGGGAAGCGAGAGUGCAUAAAAUGCCGCUUUGUAAUUCCUAACGAUGUGGCAGCGAAUCCUCGUAUCAACUCUUCCCUUGUUACUGCUAUCCGUCUGGCCAAAGUUUCGAGAAUUUCUGCUGCCGCUGCUGCUGCGAGUACUUCAAACGUUUACCAUUAUGUCAGCAAUGAAAACCGACCAGAUCAAGCAUUUACGACUGAGCGCGCCAUUUUAUCCGGCAUAGCAAAUGCUGCAAGUGGCAAGAUAUAUGUUACAGUACCAGGUGAUCAUUUCGGUCCUAUUCCGGCCGAAAAUGACCCUGUCAGAAACCAAGGUGUCUUAGUUGGUGAAUCCUGGAAGAAUAGGUUGGCUUGUAAGCAGUGGCGUGCUCACAUCCCCCAUGUUGCUGGGAUUGCUGGACAAUCGAAACAUGGAGCUCAGUCCGUGGCACUCUCUGGUGGUUAUGAUGACGACGAGGAUCAUGGAGAAUGGUUCCUCUACACAGGAAGUGGAGGAAGAGACCUCAGCGGCAACAAAAGGACUAACAGACAACAGUCUUUUGAUCAGAAAUUUACAAAUGGAAAUGAAGCUUUAAGACUUAGUUGCAGAAUGGGUUAUCCUGUUCGCGUUGUCAGGACUUACAAAGAAAUAAUUGCUGCAUAUGCCCCUGAGGAAGGAGUGAGAUAUGAUGGUGUUUACAGGGUUGAGAAGUGCUGGCGUAAAGUUGGAGUGCAGGGAGAAUUUAAGGUCUGUCGCUACCUUUUCGUUAGAUGUGAUAACGCGCCAGCUCCAUGGACCAGUGACGAACAUGGAGAUCGUCCAAGACCUUUGCCUGACGUUCUAGAGCUUGAGGAAGCAAUAGACCUGUUUGAGAGAAUUGACACUCCAUCAUGGGAUUUUGAUGAAGCUGAAGGUUGUUGGAAAUGGAUGAAGCCUCCUCCUGCUAGCAAACAGCCUGUUCAUGUUUUGGAUCCUGAGGAGAGGAAGUUAAUGAAGAAAGCCAUGAAGGUGGCUCGCGCAAGUACCUUGAGAGAACAACUUCUAAAAGGAUUUAAUUGCCAAAUAUGUCUGCAAGUGAUGAACUUUCCGGUGACAACGCCUUGUGCACAUAGCUUCUGCAAGGGGUGUUUAGAAGGUAAAUUUGUUGGGAAGACUCGGAUGAUGGAAAGGAGCAGAGGUGGACGCACUCUUCGUGCAAUGAAAAACAUAAUGAAAUGCCCUUGUUGCCCCUCUGACAUUUCUGACUUUCUCCAGAACGUUCAGGUCAACAGAGAAGUUAUGGAUGUGAUAGAGCAGCUGAAGAAACAGGAAGAAGGUGAAGCCUCAAGUGUAGAUGAGAAGGAAGUAAACGCUGUGACAGAGUCUGAAGAAAACUCGGAGAUCACGGACGCUGAAGAUGUUGAACAACCGAGGAAAAGGGCUAAACUGGACUCUGAAGCAGUUGUUUCUGCGACUUAAAGGACAUCGAGG
Messenger RNA from Brassica oleracea var. oleracea, 2034 nucleotides. Its product is annotated as E3 ubiquitin-protein ligase ORTHRUS 2-like. The record is from RefSeq and is a predicted model, not a curated record. The transcript has 9 exons. Gene Ontology annotation, biological process: negative regulation of gene expression via chromosomal CpG island methylation; protein ubiquitination. Bases 94 to 2022 code for a protein of 642 amino acids. Lineage: Eukaryota; Viridiplantae; Streptophyta; Magnoliopsida; Brassicales; Brassicaceae. Gene Ontology annotation, molecular function: ubiquitin protein ligase activity.